Messenger RNA from Prosopis cineraria, 1579 nucleotides. Its product is annotated as enhanced ethylene response protein 5. The coding region runs from base 82 to 1323 and encodes 413 amino acids. NCBI's taxonomy places the organism in Eukaryota, Viridiplantae, Streptophyta, Magnoliopsida, Fabales, Fabaceae. Gene Ontology annotation, cellular component: transcription export complex 2. Gene Ontology annotation, biological process: transcription elongation by RNA polymerase II; post-transcriptional tethering of RNA polymerase II gene DNA at nuclear periphery; poly(A)+ mRNA export from nucleus. The record is from RefSeq and is a predicted model, not a curated record. Gene Ontology annotation, molecular function: double-stranded DNA binding; RNA binding. The transcript is spliced from 13 exons.
AAUGGUCAUGAAGCAUGAUACACCGAUCGAAGCUGGUUUGAAUCGAAAUUUGAAGAGGGUGGAAGAAGCAAGCAAGCAGCCAUGGCUUACAUGAGCAUGGGAGAAGCACACAGAAGGAUAACGGACUAUCUCGAUCACUUCUGCGAUUCCAUAUCUUCUCAAGACGGAGCUUACUUGAAGUCUCUCUUCUCUCUCUCCUCUAACUCCCCCUUCCUUCUCUCUGUGGCUGACGCCCUCAAUCUCUUCCAGGAUGCUAAUAGGUUGAUCAAACAGUCCGAGAAGUACUAUCAGUACGCAGAAAUCCUUGUUACUUUUUUCCGUUCCUUGCAAAGUUAUAAGCAGGGCAAUUUGGUUGAAUCUUAUCAAUCGUUUGAAAAAUCUGCCAAUGCUUUCAUCCAGGAAUUUCGCAAUUGGGAAUCCGCCUGGGCCUUGGAAGCGUUGUACGCGAUUGUUUACGAAAUUAGGGUUCUUGCAGAGAAGGCUGACAAGGAACUGGCUUCAAAUGGGAAAUCUCCCGAGAAGUUGAAAGGAGCUGGUUCGUUCCUUAUGAAAGUUUUUGGUGUACUUGCGGGGAAAGGACCAAAGCGUGUUGGAGCAUUAUAUGUAACUUGUCAGUUAUUCAAGAUUUACUUUAAGCUUGGUACAGUUCACCUGUGCCGCAGUGUAAUACGAAGCAUUGAAACUGCACGCAUAUUUGACUUUGAAGAAUUUCCUAAAAGAGACAAGGUCACCUACAUGUACUAUACUGGUCGCCUUGAAGUUUUCAAUGAAAAUUUCCCUGCUGCUGAUCAUAAGUUAUCGUAUGCCUUGGAGCAUUGCAACCCUCAGAGUGAAGCCAAUAUCAGGAUGAUUCUUAAAUAUCUAAUUCCUGUGAAGCUUUCGCUUGGCAUUUUACCUAGAGAUUGGCUCUUGGAGAAGUACAACCUACCUGAGUACAGUAACAUCGUACAAGCUUUAAGGAAGGGUGAUCUUCGACUUCUUCGGCGUGCUCUCCAAGAUCACGAGGACCGGUUCUUGAGGUCAGGUGUAUAUCUUGUUCUAGAGAAGUUAGAACUUCAAUUAUACCAGAGACUGAUAAAGAAAAUUUACAUCAUUCAGAAGCAGAAAGACCCGAACAAAGCUCACCAGGUGAAGCUGGAGGUUAUUGUGAAAGCUUUGAAAUGGCUUGAAAUGGACAUGGAUGUGGAUGAGGUGGAGUGUAUCAUGGCCAUAUUGAUAUAUAAGAACCUUAUGAAAGGUUACUUCGCUCACAAGAGUAAAGUGGUGGUUUUGAGCAAGCAAGACCCUUUCCCCAAAUUAAAUGGCAAGCCAGUCAAUUCAUAGUGAAGAGAUGAUGAUCCUUGGCUUUGUUCUCAAAUGUGUUCUCAAAUGCACCAAUUAUUAUAACAGUGCGUAAGUUUUUAUAAUCACGUCAUUUUCUUUUUGGAUUCAUCUUUUUUCUUAGAAGAUGCUAAGUUCCACGAAUUAGAUCGUGGCUUCUUCUUCUUCUUCUUCGUUUUCUUCUUUCACUGUCUUAACGCUUACCUUGAUUGCCAUACUAUUGCUAGGGUAUAAUCUAUCUAGUCAUUUAUUACCCCCA